CGACAACAAGACGCGCACGAGACACCAGAGACAGUUCAGCGGGAAGCUUGUCUCGUUGUGGUCGAAGAUUGACUGAAGCUCUACCAUGCCUGUGGCCUCCACCAGGACAGAGCCCGUGCACCAGUUGGACACAAUGAGCGGCAGCACGACCAGUUCCACCACAGCCAAUGACCUGGAUCUCAUCUUCCUCAAAGGCAUCAUGGAGAGCCCUCUGGAGCCAGAGGAGAGCCUGAAGGCGCCGCGUCCGUCGCCAGUGAGGGAGAACAACGUGGAGCUCCUGCAGGAGAUCCUCAGUGACCUGAACCCCUUCACAAACCACUCCGACACUGCAGCUGAGCUCAGCCAAAUACUGACACAGCCUCACUUCCAGUCUCUACUGGAGACUCACGAUUCAGUGGCGUCCCAGUCAUGCGACAGCCCCCCACCCAGCCCUUGUGAUUGUGUGGAUCAUGAGCAGGAAGAUGGCCGCACACACAACCUGCCCCCGCCGCCUGAUGCAAUCCGCAUGGUGGGAAUACGUAAAGUGGCGGGGGAACACCUGGGUGUAACGUUCAAGGUGGAGGGUGGUGAGCUGAUUAUAGCCCGCAUCCUCCAUGGAGGGAUGAUAGACCAGCAAGGACUUCUGCAUGUCGGCGACAUCAUCAAAGAGGUGAAUGGACGAGAGGUGGGACAGGAUGCCAGGGUGAUGCAGGAGGAGCUGCAAGCAGCCAGUGGAAGUGUGGUUCUGAAGAUACUGCCCAGCUACCACGAAGCCAUACAGCCAAAACAGCUGUUCUUUAAGUGUCACUAUGACUACGACCCGGCCAACGACAACCUGAUUCCCUGUAAGGAGGCGGGCUUAAGGUUCGAAACAGGAGACAUCCUGCAGAUCGUCAACCAGGAUGACAUCAACUGGUGGCAGGCUCGUCAUAUCGAGGGUGGAAGUGCUGGGCUGAUCCCCAGUCAGAUGCUGGAGGAGAAGAGGAAAGCGUUUGUCAAGAGAGACGUGGAACUGGCACCAACAGGAAAUCUUUGUACUGGUGUUGGCGGGAAGAAAAAGAAGAAAAUGAUGUACGUGACAACCAAAAAUGCAGAGUUCGACAGACAUGAGAUCCUGCUCUACGAGGAGGUGGCCAAGGUCCCGCCUUUCAAGAGGAAAACUCUGAUUUUAAUUGGUGCCCAGGGUGUGGGGCGGCGGAGACUGAAGAACAAGCUUCUACUGAGAGAUUCACUACUCUUUGGCACCACCAUUCCAUAUACUUCCAGAAAGCCCAAGAAGGAGGAUCGCGAGAGUCGGAUGUACGCCUUCACCAGCCGCAGCAAGAUGGAGGCCGACAUCAAGAGUGGGCGCUACCUCGAGCACGGAGAGUACGACGGCAACCUGUAUGGCAUCAAGACGGACUCCAUACACGAGGUGGUGGAGGCCGGACGCGUCUGCAUUCUGGACGCCAACCCUCAGUCUCUCAAAGUGCUGAGGACCUCGGAGUUCUUGCCCUACGUGGUGUUCCUUCAGUCUCCAGACUUUGAGGUGCUCAAGGCGAUGAACCACUCAGCGGUAGAGGCAGAGGUGGUAACCAAGACACUGACGGAUGAAGAGCUACAAAAGACGUGCGACGAGAGCGCUAAAAUGCAGGCGGCCUUCGGUCACUACUUUGACCUCAGCAUCGUCAACGACAACCUGGACGAGACCUACCGCACCGCCAAGGCCGCCAUGGAAACGGUUUCUAAAAACCCCCAGUGGGUCCCGGUCACCUGGGUUUUCUAAAAGGAGGCAGUGGAGAGCAGAGGAGGAUGGGGGAUUAAUGGCACUGAAAAAUAUACCGCUGUGUUAAUAACGGAAGUUCUUAUUUAGAUUUCUUAAAGUUUCCAAAGAGAUCAAAUUUGACCAUUGCGAUAGCCGAGCAUCAGAACAAUAUGUGCUUACUAAAGUAGCUGCUUUGCAAAUAAAUUACAGGAUGCAUUAUUGAAAGUGUGAAUAAGACGUCCAUUAUUUAAACAGUUACAUUUUAUUCUGUGCCUGGAGGACAGGAAUGGGGGGAAUAUAAAGAAACGACAAUGAGAAGGAAAAGGAAGGAAGUGAACAACACAAAUGUAGCUGUGAAUGUCAGAAAUUCACAGAUUUGACCUGGAUGUGUGUGUAUUUGUGAGUGAGUGUGUGUGUGUGUGUGUGUGCGUGUAUGUUAUAAGGGCUAAUAGCUAAAUCUGAUCUUUCUGACACCAUUUUAAUUUUAAUUAACAAACAUUAGACCUAAAAUGUUUUCAUGAACAAACGCCCAUCAUGAUUUACAAAGGACCAAAUAUCUCAUCUUGCCAAAUGUGUUUGCCAGGCUGUUCAAAAAGCCAAAGCUCUUCAAUGUACAAAUAGUAUGAAAUGGAAAAGGUCAGCAAUUUCUAUUAUUGUCAUACAUUAUUGGCUAAUUGGUUAUUUAAAGUGGCAAUCCAUAUGAUUUUAGUCAUGUGCUAUGCUACGUAGACGUUUGUUAUGCUACGUAGACGUGUGCUAGGCUACGUAGACGUGUGCUAGGCUACGUAGAUGGUUACUAUGCUACCUAUACAUGUGCUAGGCUAUGUAUAUGUGUGCUAGGCUACGUAUAUGUGUGCUAUGCUACGUAGACAUGUGCUAGGCUAUAUAGACGUGUGCAAUGCUACGUAGACGUGUGCUAGGCGACAUAGACGUUUAUUAUGCUACCUAUACGUGUGCUAGGCUACGUAUACGUGUGCUAGGCUACGUAUAUGUGUGCUAUGCUACCUAUACGUGUGCUAGGCUAUGUAUAGGUGUGCUAGGCUACAUAUAUGUGUGCUAGGCUACGUAUACGUGUGCUAUGCUACGUAGACGUGUGCUAGGCUACGUAGACGUGUGUUAUGCUACGUAGACGUGUGCUAGGCUACGUAGACGUGUGCUAGGCUGCGUAGACGUGUUCUAAGCUAUGUAGACGUGUGCUAGGCUGCGUAGACGUGUUCUAAGCUAUGUAGACGUGUGCUAGGCUGCGUAGACGUGUUCUAAGCUAUGUAGACGUGUGCUAGGCUGCGUAGACGUGUUCUAAGCUAUGUAGACGUGUGCUAGGCUACGUAUAUGUGUGUUAGGCUAUGUAUACUUGUGCUAUGCUACGUAGACGUCUGCUAGGCUACGUAGACGUGUGCAAUGCUACGUAGACGUGUGCUAGGCUACGUAGACAUGUGCUAGGCUACGUAGACGGUUACUAUGCUACCUAUACAUGUGCUAGGCUAUGUAUACGUGUGCUAGGCUACGUAUAUGUGUGCUAUGCUACGUAGACGUGUGCAAUGCUACGUAGACGUGUGCUAGGCGACGUAGACGUUUAUUAUGCUACCUAUACGUGUGCUAGGCUACGUAUACGUGUGCUAGGCUACGUAUAUGUGUGCUAUGCUACCUAUGUGUGCUAGGCUACGAAGACGUGUGUUAUGCUUCGUAGACGUGUGCUAGGCUACGUAGACGUGUGUUAUGCUACGUAGACGUGUGCUAGGCUACGUAGACGUGUGCUAGGCUACGUAGACGUGUUCUAAGCUAUGUAGACGUGUGCUAUGCUACGUAGACGUCUGCUAGGCUACGUAGACGUGUGCAAUGCUACGUAGACGUGUGCAAUGCUACGUAGACGUGUGCUAGGCUACGUAGACGGUUACUAUGCUACCUAUACGUGUGCUAGGCUACGUAUAUGUGUGCUAUGCCACGUAGACGUGUGCUAGGCUACAUAGACGUGUGCAAUGCUACGUAGACAUGUGCUAGGCUACAUAGACAUGUGCUAGGCUAUGUAGACCUUUACUAUGCUACGUAUAUGUGUGCUAUGCUUCGUAGACGUGUGCUAGGCUACGUAGACAUGUUCUAAACUACGUAGACGUGUGCUAGGCUACUAUUCCAUUUUCAUGAAGCAACUGCAUGUUGGAACUAAAAGCUAAAAUCAGGUGUGCAACAGUUGAUCCUGAUGUUAUUUAGCAACUUAGAAAACAACAAAAAAUCAGUUAAAUAUCAGACACUGAUCGUGAUCACAGCCAGAUCUAAAGAGCCCAAGUGUGGUUGAGGGAGCAGUCUUACAUACAAACACACACACAGAAAACUUUGCACAGAAGCUCUAUUUUACUACAACAUUGUAUUUCAUAAGAAUGGGUAACUCUGUCAACAUUCCUACUAUUAUAAUUUGCACUUUUUAUUUUGUAGUAUUUAUAAUCUCAUUUGUGUGUGUGUGUGUGUGUACAACUGUUGGUUGUAUUUAUUAACUAUUUGUAGAUAGCAUGUAGAGACGCAAUGAUAUUAUUCUACUUACUGAUUUUUAGUAGGUAUGAGAUUACCGGCUAGUAUUUACAGUAUGACACUUGUGUUUUCAUUUCAGAAGUUGGUUAGUAAAGACAUACAGUGGCCUACGAGUGAACAACACAACAACAAAAAAGACCGUCAAAUACAAGUGUGAAAGUAUGAAGACAAUUUAAACUGCAACUAAUUUGUCAUCUUUUUUUCAUAUACGGUUGUGCACGUCCUCGGCCACUGUAGGUAUAACGCUGCCCAUUGUGCCAAAAGCUCCUUGAGCUGCUUGUUUGUACUUUUGAUCUGUUGUUGUGGCAGCUACUGAACCUUUAAUGCACAGUUCAUUGUUUAGGGAUAGAUGAGUAAAAUAGCUGUGGGUCACAUCUGGCAAAUAAGCGAUGCUCAGACCAGUUGUUCAUAUUUAGAGGUGACAUUUGUUAGUGAAGUCACAUUUGUAUUUAUGCAAGUGGCUUGCAAAAUAGAUAUUUGUUUGGCAGCAUGUGUAUUGCUAUCCAAAACCUCUCUGUGUCCUUUCUCUAGGAAUUUUUCGCAAAUGCAAUAAAAACAUUUCUGUCACUGAAUCGUGAAUGAUUUACAUUUACAGGAAUUUGUGUUUUACCAAUUUGCAUUCAGGUUUUAAAAACAUGGCACACAUGAAGUGACUUGAAGUGUAUGUACACUUUCUAUGUACUAAAUAUGCACUUUUGAAGAGUCAUUUCAAAAUAUUACAUAACAACCUAAUUCAAUAUGAGAUUUAAAGAAAAAAGGUUGCCUGAAAGAGACACUCCAGUGAUUUAGUAUUGCACUUCCAUAGUGUGGAGGAAGUUGCAAGAGAUGGAUUUACAAAAAGAAUGGUCAAAAUUAUUGCAGCAGAUGUGGAGGUAUCCAAAUAUUUAUUAUAGGUCAAGCUCUAAAAACCCAAAUACUACAACUCUCAUAAGGCAUUGAAUUUAAAUUCAAUGGUCUGCAUUUCACAUAAAAUCAUAAAAUCUCUACAGUCUCUAAAAUGCAUGGCUCUCAAAUGGAAGGUGAAUACAUUUUUUAACCUCAUAGUUUUGUUGUAGGCCUGAUGAUUGUUCAAGCUUCUGUCUAUACUGAAUAAAUAAUUGAUUAUGA
Messenger RNA from Pseudoliparis swirei, 5350 nucleotides. RefSeq names its product MAGUK p55 subfamily member 2-like. Gene Ontology annotation, molecular function: protein binding. Gene Ontology annotation, cellular component: cell-cell junction; plasma membrane. The transcript has 14 exons. The record is from RefSeq and is a predicted model, not a curated record. Bases 86 to 1744 code for a protein of 552 amino acids. Lineage: Eukaryota; Metazoa; Chordata; Actinopteri; Perciformes; Liparidae.